CAGCAACCAGCACCAAACACCCACACUAACCGAAGCGGUCAAGCAGAGGCAGCAGCAGCAAAGUGAAGCUCAAGUUUCUUCUAGGUCAUGGACAAGAUCCUGGCUUUCUCGAUCCUGAGCUCGUCGCCGGCGGAGAUCGCCGCCGCGGGGUACACCACGCGGUUCUCGUGGAGGACCAGUGCCGGGAAGCAGCAGAAGCAGAAGCCGGCGGAGAAGGCGCCGAAGCAGGAGGGGGAGAAGCCGAGCUCGCGGCCGGCGGAGAGGAAGAAGCCGGAGGCGGCGAGGGCGCGGUUCGCGCCGGAGUUCGACGGCAUCAACUGCUUCGAGUCCAUCGUUUCCUUCUAAUUUUCUUUCGUUUCUUUUGUUGCCAACUGAAAUUAAGAGGCGUAAUUUGUACAGAGCUGGUGAAUUCAUACAGCAACCAAAUGAAAUUGAUGAAUGAUUAUACGUUCGUUUGAUUAUUAGUCAAAAAUCAAUGUUUCUUCUUCUGUU
This is a messenger RNA of Oryza brachyantha (malo sina), 492 nucleotides long. RefSeq lists its product as uncharacterized. The transcript has a single exon. The record is from RefSeq and is a predicted model, not a curated record. Bases 88 to 345 code for a protein of 85 amino acids. NCBI's taxonomy places the organism in Eukaryota, Viridiplantae, Streptophyta, Magnoliopsida, Poales, Poaceae.